Lottia gigantea (owl limpet) is the source of this 1176-nucleotide messenger RNA. RefSeq lists its product as hypothetical. The record is from RefSeq and is a predicted model, not a curated record. The transcript is spliced from 2 exons. Lineage: Eukaryota; Metazoa; Mollusca; Gastropoda; Lottiidae. The coding region runs from base 1 to 1176 and encodes 391 amino acids.
AUGGCAAACAAGUUUGGAUUAGGGUCUUUACUUCUAGAAUCUAAAAAUAACGAUGCCGUGAACAAGAAAUAUUUACUGGAUCAAAUAAACGCAAUUCAAGUAGAUAAGGACCAUGUUGAAAAUAGAAUAAAUGACGUGAAAAGAUUCAUCAGACGAAAUAUUAAAAAUCUUGUGGACGAACCCAAACUACAACAAGAGUUAACGAGUUUGAAACGUCUAAUUCAAGUGGAUAAAACAAGUCAGUUGCAAAAUUUAAUAUCUAAAUUAGACGAUAAGAUUACGAAGGUAAAAAUAGACGUCCAACGUUUAAUAGACAACCCAAAUGUAAACGAGGAUAGAUUGAAACGAAAACUAACCGCUUUGGAAAGAAAACUUGGUGAAUUGCUAGCAGAACUAGACAAGACCGCGGACAAAACCGAGUUAAAAAAUUCGAUAUCCAAUUUGAACGAAAAGAUCGCGAAGCAAAAAUCAGAUGUUCAAGAUAUAAUUAACACACUUCCCAUUGACAAAGAUACGUUGAAACAACAAUUGACUGCUUUGGAUACUAAAAUCACGGACGAAUUAGAAAAAGAAGUGGGUGUGAUUAAAAACUUUCUUCAAAAUAAAUUUCGAGAUGAUAUGAAAAAUUAUAUUAAAGAACAGGUCAAUCUUUUAGUAUCUAGAAUUCAUGACGAUUUUUUGAGACAAGAGAGAAAGUUGAGCAAAUUAGAAGCUAUUGUCACGGACAAAUCGUAUUAUUUCAAUCUUCCAUUCGAAAGUGACACUGUCUUCGAUAGAAAAGACCAAAUUUAUAAAUCAAACAAAUACGGAUUCAAAGCAGAAAUAAAAGUGGGUUCUCUCGCAUACGGAGAACCUAAAAACGUAUUCGAUAUCGGCGAAACGCAAGAGUUUUCUUUUCGAGGUGGAAAAUACACCUCGAUCGAUGUUCAUAAAAGUUCCGACUUCAUCCUUAAAGGUGGUGGUUUUAUUUCUAGAGCCAAGAUAAACAUCGAAAAAGAAAAAAGAAAAUAUUCCUAUCAUCUUAAAGAGGACCAUACGAAAAAAGAAAUGUCGUUAGUACGCGUAAAUGUUUUUACUUUUAGUACCCGAAAAUUUAAUAAUAAGGCCAAACAACAAUGUUCUAUACGAUAUUCCGUGGUUCCAUUUAUCGGAAAUUCACUUAAUUUAACGACUUAA